GACUUAAACAUGGAUUCAUUCAUUAAAGUAAAAAGUGUGACAACUUCCCCAUAGGGAAGUUAUUUCUGGCAAUUUUCAGAAUAUAGUCCUAAAGUAGGCUAACACUGUCCUACAUCUCUACAACUGUCCUCUGUCUCACCUUCUCGUGAAAUGUUUGCGGCAGUAACCGAUGACUGACCUCCAGGACCGGAGCUGCAGGAUCUCAGCACUGCCCCUCCAAUCAAAUCUGGGCAGCGUCCCAAGGUGCAAAAUAACAGCAUACAUUGCGACGGAAGGAAAGAGGGUGGAGAGAGCAAUGUGGACUCACGGGCAGAGAUAGCUAAUGCACCGACCGAGCCAUCCCGACUCGACGGUCCCUGGGACACAUUUAAGGACGAAGGAUGUCAGUGGCCGGGUUUAAGAAACAGUUUCACAAAGCUAGUCAGUUGCUAAAAGAAAAGAUCAAUGGCGUUGAAGGAACAAAACUGGAUGAGGAGUUCCUCAGCAUGGAAAGGAAAACUGAAAUUACCCACAAACUCAUUCUUGAUAUUGUUCCAAAAACGAUUGGAUAUCUUCAGCCGAACCCAGCUUACAGGGCGAAGCUCAGCAUGCUCAGCACGGUGUCUAGAAUUCGUGGACAUGUGAAGGCAGUGGGUUACCCUCAGACAGAGGGCAUUCUGGGAGACUGCAUGCUGCAAUACGGCAGUGAGCUUGGAGCUGAAUCUGGCUUUGGUUUUGCUUUGCUUGAAAUGGGAGAGGCGUUGAAACAAGUCGCCCAGGCCAGAGACUGUAUGGACGUCCGAGUGAAACGAGCCUUCAUCGAUCCUCUGCAAUCCCUUCAGCAGAAAGAACUGAAGGAAAUUGGGUUUCAUCUGAGAAAACUUGAAGGUCGGCGUCUGGAUUUUGAUUACAAGAAGAGACGUAAAGGAAAGAUUGCAGACUCUGAAAUUAAGAAAGCGUUCGACAAGUUUGAAGAAUCCAAAGAAAUGGCUGAAAGAUGCAUGUUUAAUCUCUUAGAGAAAGAUGUCCAGCGGAUGCAGCACCUCUCAGGUCUUUUAGAAGCAGUAAUAGACUAUCAUCGCCAGUCAAGUCAGAUUCUGGAAAACCUCAGGAGUAAUUUACAGACCAAGAUAAGAGACGCAAGCAAUAAGCCCAAAAGGGAAUUUGCAUCUAAAUCAGUUGCGAGCACAGUGUGCUAUUCGGAUAUUUAUGGAUUUUCCACAUGCUCAUCCGGACCGUCAUCAGAUGCUCCGGUUGUGGUUCACCGUCCUGAACAAGUCACCAUUAAAACUCCAACAACAGACAAACCAGCAAGCAUCAAUGAUAGAGCUCCCCCCCUGGAUCAGCCCUGCUGUCAGGCACUGUACAGUUUCCAGGCAGAAAACCAGGGCGAGCUGGGCUUUAAAGAGGGCGACAUCAUCAUUCUGACCAGCCAGAUAGAUGAGAACUGGUAUGAGGGGAUGAUCAGAGGCCAGUCUGGCUUAUUUCCCAUGAACUACGUCAAAGUCCUUGUACCUCUGCCACAGUGACGACCACAGGACACAGCUGGAUAACAUGAACAUUAAGAAGCUCUGAUUAUGUGAUAAUAAGGUUAAUAUGUGAAGCACUUCUGAGCCCUUGCUGUAUAUUUAUCUGUAUUAUUACUAUGCAAAGUUACGUAUCCUGCCUUUUUGGUUAUUUUUUACGAAUCUUUCAAGAUGUUAAAUAGUUACACUGCUGUAUUAACGUCUUAAGCAUUUAAUAGCAUCCAAACACAAAUUCCUUCUCAGGACGGAUCCUGUCUAUCCAUAUUGAUCAUCCAGUCCUUUGUCUUUAUCAAAAAUAAGUCCUAGUGGGCACUGCAUUAAUACGCUGCCGUUUAUAUCCAUUGUUUUUGCUAGGAAUGUUGGAUCAUUUACUGGUUAUUAACAAGCACUGCAGUCUUAUGAACUGUCUCCGAUGUGUUUAUUAAAGGAAUAGUUCACUCAAAAAAUCCUGUUCAAUUUCUCACUCUCUGACCAUCCAAGAUGGAGGUCACAGUUUUAAGUAGACCAUUAAAAAAAUUCAAGCUGAAAUUGUGCUCUUUUGUCAUUCUUAAAAUGCCAACAACUGCUGCCAGUACUUUAAGAGUAAAACAACAAAACAUAUACAGGCAAAACUAAAUAAAUGCCCAUGAUCUUGAAGAUACAUUUGAGCUGAAAUGAGUGGACAAAUGUUAAUGUAUAUUCACUUUCAAGCUCACAUGUGAGCUAACACUAUUUGUUCACCACAAUUUUAUGUAAGUUGCAGCAUACAUAAUAAACACGAGGAAAAAUA
Molecule: messenger RNA, 2274 nt
Organism: Danio rerio (zebrafish)
Lineage: Eukaryota; Metazoa; Chordata; Actinopteri; Cypriniformes; Danionidae
Source: RefSeq, a predicted model, not a curated record